AGAAUGACCUAAACGACAUCAAUCAAAGAGGAAUCCUGGGGACGAAGUGAAGCUGCCUGAGAAUGAAAACCGCUGAGCAACCGGAGAUGGUGACACCGGGAGAGGUACUUGGAAAAUCGACGGAGCUUAAAGCCGGAAAAGGUGCAUACGUCCCUCCCGGAGACAACACAAUCUACGCUUCGCUCACCGGAAUCCGCCGUAUUGUUUCGCCGGCUCCGGAAUCCGAUGACCUGAGGCCAAUUGUAGAAGUUGUGGGUCACAAAGCACAUGGCCCAGUUCCAGAGCCUGAUUCUGUUAUCAUUGCGCGGGUGACUAAGGUUAUGGCACGGAUGGCAGCUGCUGAUAUCAUGUGCGUUGGUCCGAAGGCUGUGCGUGAAAAAUUCACUGGCAUAAUCAGGCAACAAGAUGUUAGAGCUACUGAGAUUGAUAAAGUUGACAUGCAUCUAUCGUUCCGUCCUGGAGACAUUGUUAGAGCCAUGGUUUUGUCUCUGGGCGAUGCACGAGCUUACUAUCUCUCAACCGCUAAGAAUGAACUUGGUGUGGUCUCAGCAGAGAGCGCUGCAGGUGAAGCAAUGGUUCCGAUAAGUUGGACAGAGAUGCAGUGUCCAUUGUCAGGCCAAAUAGAGCAAAGAAAAGUUGCCAAAGUGGGCAGUUGAAGCAACAGACGCUAUGGCUCAAGAUAGAUGGAGAGGAGACAUGCUUUUUCUUGGUAUUAUGUUGUUAUAUGAGGAUGAAGACUUGUAGCGUUACAAAUGUUGGCUCUCCUUAACAGUUUUCUUCACUUGGGCGUUGACGCUCCGACUUUUGCAAAAGUGGUUUUUCAUUUUCAGAAAAUUAUUUUGGUUUUUGUAAAAACAGACAUUCAUUCCAGUUUACGAUAUUAGCUGUUGCUUAAAUUUGUUA
This is a messenger RNA of Tarenaya hassleriana, 903 nucleotides long. Its product is annotated as exosome complex component CSL4. The record is from RefSeq and is a predicted model, not a curated record. Gene Ontology annotation, biological process: RNA processing. Lineage: Eukaryota; Viridiplantae; Streptophyta; Magnoliopsida; Brassicales; Cleomaceae. Gene Ontology annotation, molecular function: RNA binding. The coding region runs from base 63 to 656 and encodes 197 amino acids. Gene Ontology annotation, cellular component: nuclear exosome (RNase complex); cytoplasm. The transcript is spliced from 6 exons.